This is a messenger RNA of Temnothorax curvispinosus, 483 nucleotides long. RefSeq lists its product as uncharacterized. Gene Ontology annotation, molecular function: nucleic acid binding. The transcript has a single exon. The coding region runs from base 1 to 483 and encodes 160 amino acids. Gene Ontology annotation, biological process: DNA integration. The record is from RefSeq and is a predicted model, not a curated record. Lineage: Eukaryota; Metazoa; Arthropoda; Insecta; Hymenoptera; Formicidae.
AUGUCUAUUUUAGAGACAUGUAGAAAACAAAUUGACAAAGACAUCGAACGACUUGACCGUGCAUAUCCUGCAUGCGUGAAAAACAGUCCACCGAAAGCACCCUUACAUCCAUGGGAGGAGCCAGAUAACAAUUGGCAACGCAUUCACGUCGAUUAUGCAGGACCGUUCCAAGGGUAUUAUUUCCUAGUAAUUAUGGACGCGAAAUCAAAAUGGGCCGAGAUCGAACCGUGUGUGGCAGCGCCCACUUUGCUAUCAACAAUUAAAAUAUUAAAGAACGUGUUUUCUCGGCACGGCUUUCCGGACGUAAUAGUUUCGGACAACGCCAUAAUUUUCACCAGCGAAGAAUUUCAACAAUUCUGCAAAAAAACCGGAAUUUUUCCCAAAUUUAUCGCUCUAGGACAUCCAGCUACAAACGGGUUGGCAGAAAGAAACAUUCAGACACUCAAGAAGAAGCUUGCAGUCAUGAUCGACGAACCCCUAUGA